Penicillium cataractarum is the source of this 1776-nucleotide messenger RNA. RefSeq lists its product as uncharacterized. The transcript has 2 exons. Lineage: Eukaryota; Fungi; Ascomycota; Eurotiomycetes; Eurotiales; Aspergillaceae. Gene Ontology annotation, cellular component: nucleus; cytoplasm. Gene Ontology annotation, biological process: circadian regulation of gene expression; entrainment of circadian clock by photoperiod. The record is from RefSeq and is a predicted model, not a curated record. The coding region runs from base 1 to 1776 and encodes 591 amino acids. Gene Ontology annotation, molecular function: DNA binding; FAD binding.
AUGAAGUCUGCUGCGCCCAAAACAGUCGUCUUAUACUGGCAUCGAACAGACCUUCGACUACAUGACUCGCCAGCUCUACACGCUGCCUUGGCCUUGAAGCCAUCAGUGUUUAUCCCCGUCUGGACAUGGGACCCUCACUACGUCUACAGAGCACGAGUCGGACCAAACCGAUGGAGGUUCCUUUUGGAAUGUCAAAACGACCUGUCUAAAUCAUAUACUAAGCUCAACCCCAAGCAAAAGCUUUGGCUUGUCCGUGAAGGUCCACAGACAGUCCUUCCCAAACUUUGGAAGAAAUGGGGAAUCACGCACCUCGUGUUCGAGAAGGAUACCGACCCUUAUGCUCGCGAACGCGAUGAAGCCAUCGUUCAACUGGCGGAAGAAGCUGGCGUCGAGGUUAUUGUGAGAACGGGCCGCAAUCUGUUUGAUCCUGAUGAUUUGGUCCGGAAGAAUGGAGGGAAGCCGACGAUGAGUAUGACGCAAACUGAAAAGGCUGCUGAGAAGAUUAAUGGUGGACAGCCGGAUCGACCUGUGGAGACGCCUAAGAGUGUUCCGGAUCCUUGGGAGAAAGAUAAAAUGGAUCUUAGUGAUAUUGAGCACAAGGUCACAAACCCGACGCCCGAUUUGAACGCAGAUCAUCGCGGGACAAAGGACAAACAAUACACGCAAAUCAUGGGCACCAAGAACGACUUUGGCGUGCCAACAAUGGAGGAAAUUGGCAUCGAUCCAUCUUUAGCAACGACUCCUCAUCGAGGUGGAGAGUCCGUAGCUUUGAAGAUGCUGGCCGAUUUUAUUGCAGACGAAGAGUAUAUCGGUACAUUCGAGAAACCCAAGACCUCUCCGGCUGCCUUUGAGCCUCAAUCCACCACUCUCCUCUCUCCACACUUGCACUUUGGCUCCCUUUCCAUUCGAAAGUACUGGUGGGACGUCCAAGAUGUCAUGACCAAACGCAGAAAAGCAAAGAAGCCCAACGCCUUCGUCCCGGUUAAUCUACCUGGCCAGCUACUUUUCCGCGAUAUGUACUUUGCAGCACAAGCCGCGAUUGGUGCCCCAUUUGCGCGGAUACACGGCAACAGAGUCGCCCGAUUUAUUGACUGGCACUUGCAAUCAAAGCCGCUUCAGACCGUGGAGAAAGAUGAGGACGCGAUGGAAGACGACGACGGAGUUCUACCCGCUCGCGAUUAUGAAAUUGACUCUCCCGAGGCUGAGGAGUGGUUCCAAAGGUGGAAGACAGGCCGAACGGGCUUUCCCUGGAUCGACGCGUUAAUGCGCCAGCUCAGGUCAGAGGGCUGGAUCCACCAUCUUGGUCGGCAUAGCGUUGCGUGUUUCUUGACUCGUGACGAAACAGCCUCAAACGCGGGGAACUGGAUGUGGCUCUCCUGCACGGCCUUCUUCACACAAUUCUACCGCUGCUACUCACCCAUCGCAUUCGGGAAGAAGUGGGACCCCAAUGGCGACUUUGUUCGUCGCUAUGUACCCGAACUAGCCAAAUUCGAUAAGAAGUUCAUCUACGAGCCUUGGAAGGCGCCGAUCGCCGAUCAGAAAAAGUGGGGGUGUAGAGUUACGAAUGACGACAAUGCUGCGGGCGGCCAGUCGUAUCCGAAGCCGAUGUUUGACUUUGAUAAGAGGAGGCAGAUUUGCUUGGAUAACAUGAAGAAUGCGUAUGAUGUGGGAUUGCAUGGGAAUGAUGAAAAGGUUUUGGAUGGGUCGUGGAGGAAGUUGUUCGGUGAGAAUGGGGGAGGGGAGGAGCCGAAAAAGAAGAAGCAGAAGACGGAAUAG